Messenger RNA from Electrophorus electricus (electric eel), 2147 nucleotides. RefSeq names its product glycogen synthase 2 (gene gys2). NCBI's taxonomy places the organism in Eukaryota, Metazoa, Chordata, Actinopteri, Gymnotiformes, Gymnotidae. Gene Ontology annotation, molecular function: alpha-1,4-glucan glucosyltransferase (UDP-glucose donor) activity. The record is from RefSeq and is a predicted model, not a curated record. Gene Ontology annotation, biological process: glycogen biosynthetic process. Gene Ontology annotation, cellular component: cytoplasm.
AUGCCCUUGUCAAGAUCGUUGUCGAUGAGCUCCUUGAGCGGUCUUCCGUUAUGGGAGGAGGAACCGUUACCCAUCGAGGAUCUACUGCUAUUCGAAAUCGCGUGGGAAGUAACCAACAAAGUGGGUGGAAUAUACACCGUGCUCCAGACCAAGGCCAAGGUGACGGUAGAUGAGUGGGGGGAGAAUUACUUCAUGAUGGGGCCGUAUUACGAGCACAACUUCAAGACACAGGUGGAGCAGUGUGAGCCUCCCACUGCCGCCAUUAAAACCGCCAUUGACUCCAUCGUCAACAGCGGGUGUCAGGUGCGUUUCGGCCGUUGGCUCAUUGAGGGGAGUCCCUAUGUGAUCCUCUUCGAUAUUGGAGCGGCUGCGUGGAAUCUGGACCGCUGGAAGGGGGAUCUGUGGGCCGCGUGUUCCGUCGGGCUGCCCUACCACGACCGAGACGCCAACGACUCACUCAUUUUCGGAUCGCUCGUGACCUGGUUCUUCAAGGAGCUAACCGAGCAACUUCGUGACAAGCCCAACGUCAUCGCUCAUUUCCACGAGUGGCAGGCAGGGGCGGGGCUUGUGCUCAGCCGCGCCCGUAAGAUUCCCAUGGCAACCAUCUUCACGACGCAUGCUACUCUCCUAGGGCGGUACCUUUGUGCUGGAAACGCGGAUUUUUACAACAAUCUGGAUAAGUUCGAUAUCGACCGGGAAGCGGGAGAGAGGCAGAUUUACCACCGUUACUGCCUGGAGAGAGCAGCCGUGCACUGCUCGCACGUUUUCACCACCGUGUCCCAGAUCACGGCCGUGGAAGCCGACCACAUGCUUCACAGGAAACCAGAUGUGGUUACACCAAAUGGAUUGAAUGUGAAGAAGUUUUCAGCCAUGCACGAGUUCCAGAACCUGCAUUCUCUGAACAAAGUCAAGCUGCAGGAGUUCAUUAGGGGUCACUUUUACGGCCACCUGGACUUCAAUCUGGAGAAAAGCCUUUUUUUCUUCAUCGCAGGCCGGUACGAGUUCUCCAACAAGGGAGCUGAUGUCUUCCUGGAAUCUUUAGCCAGACUAAAUUACUUGCUUAGGGUGCGAAAGAGUGACACAACCAUAAUAGUUUUCUUCAUCAUGCCAGCGAAGACUAACAACUUUAAUGUGGAGAGUCUUAAAGGCCAGGCAGUACGCAAGCAGCUGUGGGACACCGUCCAAGCUGUGAAGGAGAAGUUUGGCAAACAUCUUUAUGAGGCCUUGCUAAGGGGCGAGAUCCCAGACAUGAACAAAAUCCUGGACAGGGAUGACUUCACCAUAAUGAAGAGGGCCAUAUAUGCAACACAGAGACAUUCCCUCCCUCCAGUGACUACUCACAACAUGCUGGACGACUCUUCUGACCCCAUCCUGAGCAACAUCCGCCGGAUUGGCCUCUUCAACAGCCGCAAUGACAGAGUCAAGAUUGUGUUCCAUCCAGAGUUUCUCUCCUCCACCAGUCCUCUGCUGCCCAUGGACUACGAGGAGUUUGUCCGUGGCUGUCACUUAGGAGUGUUUCCAUCCUACUAUGAGCCCUGGGGAUACACACCAGGGGAGUGUACGGUGAUGGGUAUUCCAAGUGUAACCACUAACCUCUCUGGGUUUGGCUGCUUUAUGGAGGAACAUGUGUCGGACCCCUCAGCCUAUGGAAUCUACAUCGUGGACCGGCGCUUCCGUUCAGCGGACGAGUCAUGCAACCAGCUGACCCAGUUCAUGUUCUCGUUCUGCCAGCAGUCCCGCCGGCAGCGUAUCAUCCAACGGAACCGCACCGAGCGGCUCUCAGACCUGCUGGACUGGCGCUACCUGGGCCGGUUCUACAUGCAUGCUCGGCACCUGGCCCUUAGCAGAGCGUUUCCUGAACAAUUCAAACUGAAUUCUCUGGCAGUUCCGCCGACCCAAGGAUUCCGCUACCCUCGCCCCUCCUCGGUGCCGCCCUCUCCGUCUGCCUCCCUCCACUCCACACCCCACCACAGUGACGCUGAGGAUGAGGAUGAUCAUGAACCCUAUGAUGAAGAGGAGGAGGCGGAGAAGGACAGACUGAACAUCAAGGCACCCUUCACGCUAGGGGCCGUACCGGAGGGGCGGAAGAAGCUCCCUUGACAGAACGUGAAUUAGAAUCCCUUCCCCGCCUCCUGCCGGUAACCCCG